AUGAAUUAUUUGUUUUAUGGAUUUCUUGGAUAUUGGGCUUUGUCAUUAACAUUUUUUGUUUAUCCAUUUAAGAAAAAGAAUAAUUUUAGAUAUUCAAAAUACUAAAAAUAUAAAUAAAGAAAAGCAAUCCUUCAUAUUUCACAUCGUGGUGGAUGUAGGGAAAAUUUGGAAAAUACAAUGUAAGCCUUUCAACAUGCAUAUGAUCUUGGUACUGAUUGUUUAGAAAUGGAUUUAUGUAUGACAAAAGAUAAGAAAGUAAAUCAGAUAAAUAAUAUUUUAGAUUGUAGUUUUACAUGAUUCAUCAUUAUUAAGAAUGUGUGGUGUAGAUGCACAUGUGAAAGAGUAUAAUUAUAAAGACCUACCUAAAUUUUUAGAAAGAGUUAGACUAGAUUUUGCUCCUAAUGAUUAUAUUUCAACUCAAACCUGUAAGACUCCUUAUCUUCCUUUGUUUGAAGAUGUUCUUAAAACAUUUCCUGAUGUUUUAAUUAAUGUCGAAAUUAAGACUCCUGAACCAGAAGUUGUUUAAGCAGUCAAUGAAUUAAUUAUUAAGUAUCAAAGAUAAGAUACUAUAAUCUGGGGAGCUAGAUGUAUUAAAGAGUUUUAAUUUUUAGUUUAAAAAUAAAAUGAAUUACUUAAAUCAAUUAAUCCUUAGAUACCUAGAUUUUUUACAGUGGAAGGAAUAUUAAGAGUUUAUUUACUUUAUAUGACUGGUCUACUACCUUUCUUUGAUAUUCCUGAUGAUUCUAUGUAAGCACCACUUUAUACGGAUGAUUUCUACUAAUGGAAAUUAUAAGUUGCUUAAACUAAUUCAGAAAAGAUUUAACAAAUGCUUUUGUAAUUUAUUAUUCUCUAUUUAAAGUCAUAAUUUCAUUCGAUUUUUAGGUUUCAUUUCUAAACCUCUAUUUUAUCAUUUACACAAUAGAGGGAUUUUUGUAUAUUAUUGGGUUUUGAAUAAUGAAAAGGAAUAUGAAAGAGCUAUUAAAACUGGAUGUCAUGGAAUUAUGACUGAUUGUCCAACUGUUCUUAAGGAAUACCUAAUCAAAAAAAAACUAUAUGGAAAAUAGUGA
Molecule: messenger RNA, 1067 nt
Organism: Paramecium sonneborni
Lineage: Eukaryota; Ciliophora; Oligohymenophorea; Peniculida; Parameciidae
Source: the annotation of a GenBank genome assembly